UAUCUCAUCUAUGUUAAACGUUCUCGAGGGGUUUUGUUCAUUUAAAUUUCCGUAUUAGUUUUUUUUUAGCGUUUCUGAAUCCACGGCGUGUGACACGACCCAAGAAAUAGAGUGUGUGUCAUGUACAUGUAUCGAUAGCCCUCGGUUGAACUUUUAUACGUUGCACUUUUUCUGUUCAACUAAUGCUUUGUUCGGUAGGUCAGCAACGAAUGAUAGUAAGUGACAUUACCUCAACAUGGCCACUACGUUACUAAGUGAUUCGGAACGAAUUUUCAUUAUUCACGGAGUAGAAGACAACCUUCGGUGUGAUGGGAGAAGCUGUCUGGAGUAUCGACAUAUUGAAAUGGAAUUAGGUGCUGCGCCGAAUUGCAGCGGUUCGUCUCAUGUUCGUAUAGCCAACACCGACGUUCUCGUGGGCAUCAAGGUAAACUAUUCAAGGUCACGUGUGAGUAUAGAGAUUGGUGCUCCAGAACCUUCAGCGCCUGACAGUGGCCGAAUCGAGUUUUUUGUUGAUUUCACCGCAAACGCUGAUCCCGAAUUCGAAGGAAGCGGAGGUGAUGAUCUUGGACAACAGAUAGCAGGCGCUCUCAGUGAAGCCUAUGUCUCGAAAAGAUUCCUGGAUCUGAGUUCUUUGUGCAUUGUUUCUGGCCAGCAAGUAUGGACACUUUACGUCGAUGUGCUCAUUUUAGAACUGGGUGGCAGUCUAUACGACGCGGUAUCCGUAGCUGUCAAGGCAGCUCUAAGAGAUCUUCGCAUUCCACGAUUAAGCGUCAGCAUAGGCGAGGAUGGACGGCCAGAGAUCGAAGUUUCUGACGAUCCACAUGCUGUUGAUCCUUUAGAAAUGGGCUUGGUUCCUUGUUUCGUCACCCUUUCCAAAAUUGGUUCACAAUUUGUAGUUGACGUCAGUCAGGAGGAAGCCGAAUGCACCACGGUCCAUCUCUGCUGUGCGGUGGCCCCGAAUGGCCGUAUUGCUACAACUAUGAAGAAUGGCGUCGGAAGCCUUCAUACGCAUAACCUGAUUGAAGCACUUCAACUGGCUCAAGAGAUCGGAGUUGCCUUGCACAAAGCGUUGGACAAGCGACUCGUAAAAGCGCAAGAACUUAGUGGACGAACUAACGGUUUUCUUUUGUAGAAUAUAUUACUUAUUCCUCAUAAACUCUCGUUUCGUAUAAUGUGCGGUCCGACUUUUUACUUAGUGAUCUUCGAUUUCUGAGAUAGCGUGAGAUUAGUGAACCGAAAACAUCGAAAAUUAUAAUUAAUAAAUUCAUAUUGACGUAUGCGUUGUUCUGUGCGAUAGAAGAUAAAGUAACGUCUGCAAAUUUAUAGCUAUCGUCUGACCUGGCGACAAUAUGUGUGCAUUGUAGACCUUAAAUCAAAUAACUGGGCUUGGUUUAUAGAUAGGGCAGUUUAAGCUGCCCUACCUAAGGUUAUUUCCACUGGUUGUUUGUUACUAUUGCGGUUCAGGAUGGGUUGUAUGCCCGUGGAAAGGGAGUACCUAUUGAGAGAAUAUUAUAAUCUGACUGAUUAUUAUAUUUACUUGUUUCUAAUACUGAUCUGUAUAUUACCCUAGACUACUUAAAUAAAGUUCAAUGUUGCACAGGAGCGUCACGCA
Messenger RNA from Varroa destructor (honeybee mite), 1612 nucleotides. RefSeq names its product exosome complex exonuclease RRP42-like. Gene Ontology annotation, biological process: TRAMP-dependent tRNA surveillance pathway; exonucleolytic trimming to generate mature 3'-end of 5.8S rRNA from tricistronic rRNA transcript (SSU-rRNA, 5.8S rRNA, LSU-rRNA); U5 snRNA 3'-end processing. The record is from RefSeq and is a predicted model, not a curated record. Gene Ontology annotation, molecular function: mRNA 3'-UTR AU-rich region binding. NCBI's taxonomy places the organism in Eukaryota, Metazoa, Arthropoda, Arachnida, Mesostigmata, Varroidae. Gene Ontology annotation, cellular component: cytoplasmic exosome (RNase complex); nuclear exosome (RNase complex).